This is a messenger RNA of Caenorhabditis briggsae, 1641 nucleotides long. Lineage: Eukaryota; Metazoa; Nematoda; Chromadorea; Rhabditida; Rhabditidae. The record is from RefSeq and is a predicted model, not a curated record. Bases 1 to 1641 code for a protein of 546 amino acids. The transcript has 7 exons.
AUGGUCGCGUGUGCUCAGACUGUUGAUGAAAUCAAGAAACAGCUUCAAACAGCUGCAGAAAAUGAUGAUCAGACGUUGUGCGAAUCACUGCUCAACGAAGUGCGACCGUUGGUGACAACCCGAGAAAUUCUAGAGGAAACAAGAAUCGGAUUCGUUGUAAACCAGCUUCGUAGGCAGUACUUCAAAAAAUGGCCAGCUUUGUUGAGGAUAAGUCGAGAAGUGAUCAAGUCUUGGUCCGAAAUUGUAUGCGACGAAACCUCAAAGAGACCUCAAAGUGGAGCUUCUUCUCGGAAUACAACUCCGAAUGUUCUCUCGCCCAGCAUGGCAAAGCUCAUGCAGCGAGGGAUAACUCCCAACACACCGGCAGGAAGACGUGUCACAUCUACCGGACUCCAGGGUUCACAACAGAGACUCGUGUCGCCAUCCAAUGGAUCCUAUGCUCCUCGAAAUCAAGUUUCACCUGGCGAAGCUACUCCCGCUACAAAUGGUAUUCAUAAAUCGGCAUCGGUUGGUGGUGAGCUGCUGAAGCACGCAACAGCAUCGCUUUCAACGAAACCAAUCACUCCUAAAGAGAACGGAAAACGGAAAGCAACAGAUGAAGUUGUGGCACCAUCGAUUAAGAGGACUAAAACAGCAGCCGGAGCUUUAUCGAUUUCAGUUUCUCCAGGAAUUUCUUCAGCAAUGGCUCCUCAAACACCAACGAUGUCUGUUUCUGCAGCAAGAAAAGCUGUUCAGAGUACUAGCGAAUUGUUCGCUCAGAUGAGUGAGACUCUACCUGGUCAUAUCGACAUUGGUUCUGAUAUCAGAGAACACGAAGAACGGUUAAAGCGAGAACAUAAAGACGAAGAGGUAUGUUGCAAAUUAUCAGCUAGAGAUUUUCAGCUAGCAUACAGCCUUCAAGCUUCUGCCAGCUACGGUAGCUUCGGAACAGUUGAGCGAAAAAAGAGAAAGUACGAGCGGAAAAACCAGAAGGUCACUACACCGACCACUCCGGCAGCAGUUGCUUCUCCUGCUUUGCAGACGACUACCACGGUCACGCCUUCCGCCCCAACUCCUCCAGAAGGCCAUAUACCACCGCUGGUCUUACGUUUCAACAAGAAUGGGCUCACUUCCACGUCGUCUACUCCAGUUCUCAACUCCUCUGAAAGCUGUUCAUCGAAGAAAAAGUACGAGAAGAGCAUCCGUUCGAUUCCUCGUUCUACAACACCCCCACCAGUGGUCAGGAACCAGGAAAAGGAACGUGAAAAAGAAGAGACGAAACGGGAAAAAGAGCGCCAAGAAGCUUUAAAGCGAAAGAUGGAAGAAGAAGAGGAGGACGAUGAAGAAGUCGAAGAAAAGCCAAAGCAAGUACUUAGCAAGUUGACCAGCUGGGAUUCCUUGAUUCCAACCAUGGAAGAGUUGCAACUUCGUGUGAAACGUGCCGAAAAGGAAACGAAGAAGGUGGUUGAAAAGACUGCUGGAAAGACUAGAAAGGAUCCUACCAAAGUCCAACUUGUCAAAAAUUUCCGCCGGCCUAUCCUGAUUCUGCCGUAUCUCGAAAACCCAACUGGGCCGGAUUUCUUGUUACACAAAUAUCCCAACAGCCUACAGUACUACUCCGAGGACAAUUUCAGAUUCGGAGAGAAGCGUCCAUCGGCGUAA